AUGGACUCCGCAGGGGCUGAGAAGCGGCCAGGGGCCCAAGAAGGGACAGCCGUGGGGCACUCACAGCUUACAGAGGUGCCUUGUGGCCAUGCUCAGAAUUCUGAGUGUCCCGUGAUGGGAGACCAGUGCCUGGUGCCGGCCCAUGAGGCCUGCCAAACCCAGGGUGAAGAUAAAUGUCCAAUAAGACCCGCCUCAGAGCCAAAGAUCCAGGAGGAGAGACUCAAGCUGGAGGAAGACAGGCACAAGCCAGAGGUGGAGGCACUGGAGAAGAGAGGUCCCAGGCCUAUGGCCUCCAAUGUGAGGCCCAGUCAUGGUCCGAAGAGGAAGCCAGUCAAAGCCCUGAUCCUCCCAGGCCCAAGCCACCAAGCCCAUCCUAGGGUGGAGAGUGAGCUGCCACAGGGGCUGUCGCUGCAGAGGGAGGAGCCGGAGAAUAACCAGAGUGAGCCCUCACCAUCUGCCAAACAGCACAAAAAAGCCAAGAAGCGCAAGAGUCUGGGAACCCCAGUGCUCCCAGUGGCGGCCAGCACGGUGUUGGCACCCUCAGUGACCUCGGGGCCUGAGCGAAAGGCCCAGCGCCUGCGGCCCCUGUACCAGUACAUCAACUAUUGCAACCCUGAGCUGAACCAGGCAGGGGAGGGGGACAGGGAGACUGAGGCUGAGGUGGAGCCUGAGUCGGAGCUGACCGUGGUCCCUGAGGAGGCGGGUGUGGAGCAACUGCAGGCUUUGCUGCCAGUGGCAGGUGAACUGGGCUCCGACCUCACUCUGCCCUGCCCCAGUAUGUAUGUGCCCCCCACCCACACUCUGGUUCCCCUGGGGGAGGAAGCCAGUGAGGAGCCUGGGGGUCUGCCCAGCUUGGGGGUCAGCAGUCGCCUCAAGGCUGAGAUGGACAAGUCAACCCAGGUGGACAUCAACAAAAUGCUAAGUGUCUGCAAUGCCCCGCUUGUCCCCCCACUCUCUCCUCAGUACAAGUGA
This is a messenger RNA of Dama dama (fallow deer), 972 nucleotides long. RefSeq names its product chromosome 4 C16orf86 homolog (gene C4H16orf86). The record is from RefSeq and is a predicted model, not a curated record. The transcript is spliced from 5 exons. The coding region runs from base 1 to 972 and encodes 323 amino acids. Lineage: Eukaryota; Metazoa; Chordata; Mammalia; Artiodactyla; Cervidae.